Molecule: messenger RNA, 2559 nt
Organism: Ceratosolen solmsi marchali
Lineage: Eukaryota; Metazoa; Arthropoda; Insecta; Hymenoptera; Agaonidae
Gene: Nep2
Product: M13 family metallopeptidase neprilysin 2
Exons: 11
Coding region: 214-2505 (763 amino acids)
Biological process (GO): protein processing
Cellular component (GO): plasma membrane
Molecular function (GO): metalloendopeptidase activity
Source: RefSeq, a predicted model, not a curated record
CGUCAACAAGCUUUAUGCUCAAACGUUAGCUUAUUUUUAAAUAUUUAUAUAUAUUAGAAUUUUUUUAUUAAUUUCAAAAAUCCCGCCAAAGCUGCUCUACGAUAUUAAUGAAAUUUGAGUGUACCAUGAAUUAGGGAAUAGAUUUUUAAGAGUAUUAACGGGAAAUUUAAAAUAUAGUAUAAUAUACGAAUUCUACAAUAUCUUGACAAAAUAAUGACGAAAAGUAUGAAGCAGACUGUUAUUAAAAAUCCAACAUGGUGGAAAAGACGUUCUGCUAUUGAACGAGGUUUAAUAAUUGUGGCAAUAUGCGCUGUUUUGUUAGCAACGUCACUCGCGAUAGGUCUUGGGAUUAUUGCGUCAAAUAUCAUUCUUUGCGAAUCACCCCUUACGCAUGAAGCUCUUGUUAGCGGUCCAUUCUCCAGAAAAAUGCCUCAAAUCGUGGAGAAAUUAAUUAAUGAAGAUAUCUGCCUUACACCAGGAUGCAUUCAUACGGCAUCGUUAAUUUUGGAGAAUAUGGAUACAAGUGUAGAGCCUUGUGACGAUUUUUAUCGAUUCGCUUGCGGUAAUUUCCUAAAAAACACAGUUAUUCCUGAUGAUAAAACCAGUGUGAACACCUUUAGUAUCAUCAGUGACAAAUUGCAGAAACAGCUGAGAAGUAGCAUCGAGGAAGAAAGUAAUAUAAAUGAUCCAAGACCUUUCAGACUCGUCAAAACGCUUUAUAAGUCUUGUAUGAAUAAAUCAAAAAUCGAAGAACAAGGAUUAGAUCCACUUCAUAAAAUACUGAAGGAACUUGGUGGUUGGCCUGUUUUAAUGGGUGAUAAUUGGAUUGAUAGUAACUUUAACUGGAAAGAAUCUGUUUAUAAGUUCCGUAGAAUGGGUUAUUCAGUUGAUUAUUUCCUUGAUUUCAGUAUUGGCAUUGAUUUGAAAAACAGUACCAAGCGCGUUAUAGAUUUAGAUCAAGCAUCAUUGGGCCUGUCGCGUGAAUAUCUGUCAAAAGGAUUUAAUGACAAAAUUGUAAAAGCUUAUUAUAUUUACAUGGUUGAUAUCGCCGAAAUUCUAGGAGCCGACAGACAAUAUGCUAUGAAAGAACUCAAAGAUUCUUUAGAAUUUGAAAUAAAACUUGCUAAUAUUUCUUUGCCAAGUGAAAAACGUCGAAAUGCUACUGCCUUGUACAAUCUGAUGACAGUGCGAGAGCUCGACAAGAAUUUUCCCACAAUACCGUGGCUUGAAUAUUUUAAUACAUUACUAUUACCUGGCAUUAGCAUCACUGAAGAUGAACAAGUUAUUGUUAACGUACCAAGUUUUAUUAGCGACCUUGAACGACUCCUUCAGCAAACAUCAAAACGUGUGCAAGCUAACUAUAUCAUGUUUAGAGCUGCUGCGAGUUCCGUUAGUUACCUGACCGAUGAUAUACGUAAAGUACAGCUUGCUUACUCAACUGUUGUUAACGGUAAGACUGAACGUGAGCCAAGAUGGAAAGAAUGCGUUGAAAUAGUAUCAGGUAGUUUUUCAAUCAGUAUAGGCGCGCUUUAUGUUAGAAAAUACUUUAAGGAUGAUGCCAAGAAAAAUGCGGUUGAAAUGGUUUCUGAUAUCAGACAACAGUUUAUGAAAAUUUUGAAAAUGGUGGAUUGGAUGGAUGAAGCGACAAGAAAAUCUGCACUGGACAAAGCUGUGUCGAUGAGUACACAUAUAGCGUAUCCUGAUGAAUUACUUGAUGAUAAGAAACUCGAAAAAUUCUACAAAAAAUUAGAAAUAACUCCGGGAAAUUAUCUGCAAAGUAUUCUUAAUCUAACUCUUUUCGGCACCGAAUAUUCUUUCGAAAAAUUGAGGAAACCGGUAAACAAAAGUGAUUGGAUCGCUCAUGGAAGGCCUGCAAUCGUUAAUGCCUUCUAUUCAUCAAUUGAAAAUAGCAUACAAUUUCCGGCUGGAAUAUUGCAAGGUGCAUUCUUUAGCAAUGACAGACCUAGAUACAUGAAUUAUGGUGCUAUUGGAUUCGUUAUGGGACAUGAAAUUACGCAUGGAUUUGAUGAUCAGGGUCGACAAUUUGAUAAGGAAGGAAAUUUGGUAGAAUGGUGGGCUAAAGAAACUAAAGAGCGAUAUUUAAAACGAGCUGAAUGUAUUAUUCAUCAGUACGGAAAUUAUACUGCUUCCGAAGUAUCUCUUAAUUUGAACGGCAUCAAUACUCAAGGUGAAAACAUUGCAGACAACGGUGGUAUAAAGGAGGCUUAUCUCGCAUACAACGAAUGGGUACAACGCAAUGGUGUUGAACCUAAAUUACCGGGUCUCGAUUACACUGGUCAGCAAAUGUUUUGGAUCAGUGCAGCUAAUACGUGGUGUAGCAAAUAUCGACCGGAAGCUCUUAAACUUCGUAUUACAACUGGAGUGCACAGUCCCGGUGAAUUCCGUGUUCUUGGUCCUCUGUCUAAUAUGGAUCAGUUUGCCAAAGACUUUCAUUGCCCCUUGGGUUCCAAAAUGAACCCGAAAAAGAAAUGUGCCGUGUGGUAGAUAGGAAGAGAAAACUUGAAAUUAAAUAGGAAUAUUGAAUUCUUUAUAAAAAUU